Messenger RNA from Folsomia candida, 678 nucleotides. RefSeq lists its product as uncharacterized. NCBI's taxonomy places the organism in Eukaryota, Metazoa, Arthropoda, Collembola, Entomobryomorpha, Isotomidae. The record is from RefSeq and is a predicted model, not a curated record. Bases 50 to 604 code for a protein of 184 amino acids. The transcript has 2 exons.
UUCCGUGGUCAACCUAUUACGAGGGUUCUACGACCUAAUUCUAUACCCCAUGUUGUGGGUGGCCGCUAGAAAAAGGCGUCGUUGCCUCCUCUUAUUAUUUAUUGCGAUAAAGUUGACCUUGUUCUGCGCCCUUCUCAUUGGGACCAGCUUGAUAAUGAUUUUCUUCGGUCACGACUACAUCCCCCUCUGUCCCCUCGUUCUUCUCCUUCCGGAAGUCUACUUUCUUUGGGUGGUACUUUGCUACAUGGAGGAGCUCAAGGUUGUCGGCGUCGUAGGAGGUAAUCCACUCCUGAGAUCUGAAGCGCUUCUCGAUAUUUACGAGACAGAGAUGGCUACCAUGGGAUAUUAUGGUCCAGGAACAGUUAUAACGGCGGAUGGAAAGCAUGUAUUUCCAAAUUAUGCAACUCGAGGAGGAGCCGUUCCAUCUGCGACGACGAAUGCGACGUCAUCCUCCGUGCUUUUGGAUAGCACACAUCAAGAUUUUAGUGCAGCGUCGGUCCAAAGUGUGGGGUUGGUCAGGUCGGAACAGAGUGGAGAUUGGGGGGUUUGUACUUCGCCAAUGCCACCACAGCCGAAUAAAGAGACAACGACAACAAGGAAGUAGUGCUAAAUUUUAUGUGCGAAUUUAUACAAUGCGAAAUAAAGGAAUGAUUCGAAAUAUUACAUAAAUAGAGAAGA